Messenger RNA from Ustilaginoidea virens, 639 nucleotides. RefSeq lists its product as uncharacterized. Lineage: Eukaryota; Fungi; Ascomycota; Sordariomycetes; Hypocreales; Clavicipitaceae. The coding region runs from base 1 to 639 and encodes 212 amino acids. The record is from RefSeq and is a predicted model, not a curated record. The transcript has 3 exons.
AUGAAGGGCAAACUCUAUCUGGCUUCUCAAGUAGCGGAUACUUCUGUUCCUGCUGCUUUGUCUCCAUUCUCCCACGUUCCCACGACCUUUGCCGCAGAAUGUCCCGGCCGCAAUGCCCGUCUCCCUUUGGACGGGGCCUACAUGGGGCCCUACAUGAUUGGUGCCGCCACUGAGGAGGCGUCCACUUGCUGCCGCUGCUGCGUCCCUGUCGUCCCUGUCACCCUGUGGUGCUUCUGGCAAGGCACCAGGGCUUUGCCAUUUGCCAGACGCCAUCGCUUGCCUCCACCUGCUGUCAAUGCUGCACCCCACCGUGUCAAUAACUGCCAUGAACUCGUCCGCACGGAGGACGACCGCAAGUCUCCUGAACCGCCAUCACGCCACGCCCUGGUGGCGCUGGCACCAGCACAUCCCGGUCCCUCUUGCCUUGCGUCGAGCCCCCGUUCGAAGCCCGCCAGGGGAAUGGCCACGGAACAAAGCACAAACCUCCGCAUUCUCAUGCUGCCACAAGCCUUCGAGACCGGAGUCCCGGUGUUUUGUUCCUUCCGAACCCCCAACAAGGGGAACCCAAGUCUGCACUUUGCAGCACUGCCGACUUUCCACGAUAGAGAUUCCCGCGCGAGCCGAUCGGCCGUCGUUUAA